GAGGCGCUCAACCGAGCCGCAACAAUAACGGCUCAAUUCGUCAAAGCCACCAUACAACACCGUCUACAGAGACCGUAAGAGUAGAGAAAUAAGGCGAAGGAGGCAGAGGAAGCAGGCAAGACGACAAUGGCGAGAAGGAAGCGCACAAGAAGGAAAAUGGCAACGAAUCGAAAGCGGAAGAAGACAGUUGGCACGUCAGCAUCAGGCCUCAAAUCAGUAGUCAAGUGGAAGAUUAUGAUAUCAUCAAUAAUGCUCCUGCUGCUUUUCGCUGCACAAGUAAGUCACGUGCUGGCGGUUCGAAGGGGUCGCCUGAUGUCUCCGAGCACAUUUACUGCACUCAGCGGCGACCUGCAUGUGCAGAUACAAUUCACCGGCGAGGAUGAGAAUGAGAACGAUGGGAUUGGGAAUGGGCAUCAGACCAAUAUAACCGAGCUACAGCCUACAAAUCACAGUGUCAGCAGCAACGCCCACUUGAGCACUGCCAGGCCCGACUUGGGCAGGGGCUCGAAAACGGCAACUGAGGGCAUGGUAAACACCAUAAUGAGCACUUUAGUCAUUAGCAAAAUCGUUAAUGAUGCUGCGACGUCUGAGGGUGAACCACUGUUGCCACAAAACACGACUAAUAGCAGCAACACCAGCAGCAGCAGCAGCUCCACAAAUCAGAUAGUCCUGCAGCGCAGGCGCAAGGAGGUUGUCCAAAAUAUACCCCUCUUUCCGGAUCCACGACAAAAUAUCACACAAGUGACGGUGCCCUGCCAGACCUUUGUACGUGGCGGUCUCUACGAGAUGCAGGUGGUCAGGAAUCUGAAGACGACAACACUCAAUCGCAGUGACCCAAUUCCCGGAUUGACGACAACAACAUUGAUGCCAACGCAGGAUGAGCGAUUGCUGCAAACGCUGGACGUGCGAUGGCCCAGUGCCGAGAUGAUUGUCAGCCCGGUCACGUUGCGCACGUAUCCCAAGGCGCCCGUUAAGGUCACUCUACGCUUUCCGGAGGUCAAUUGCGAGCGGGCACUGCACGGCGAUCAACCGCUGCUGCCCGAAUUCUGGCUGGAGCUUGUUUACUGUGGCAAGGAGCGCACCUGCGCCCCCAACAUUGCCAAUGUGUCCAAGUCUAGUGUUCUCUUUGCGGAGCAGGUGCACGGUUAUCCCAAGCUGAAGACACUGCAACUGGGCUGUGAACUGUUUGGUUUGGCUGGCAACUAUGUCGUCCAGCUGCGGCCCAUGACUCCUGCCCUGAAUGUGCCGACAACUAGGCGCAUGCUCAGCGUAGACUGGAGCAAUGAGUACGUAUUCAAUGUGUAUGCACGCAGCAUCUUUCCCUGUGAUCCGCAUUCCGGCGUGGGCGUCCUCUACGAAUAUCCCGGCUGCAUUCUGGAGCAGGGCGAUCGGGUGCGUCUCUAUGCCAAGUUGCGUGCCGAUGUUGCCUCACUGAAGCCACCCACAUCGCUGCACUAUGUCGCCGAGCAGCGGGUCGUCAAGAGCCAGCACUCACUGUACUUCAGCUGCGAUCUAUUCACCGAGAAAUAUGUGGAAUACUGUUUCGUCUACGUAAGCCAGGCCAUUUCCGGUGCUGUUGCGGAUGUUCGCAUGGACUGUGUGCCCACAUUGCCAGUCAGCGAUUCCGAUACUGGUGGCUGGGGCACGUGGAGUGAGUGGACACCCUGCUCCACAAAUUGCUUGGGUGGCACUCGGAAUCGCUAUCGAUUCUGUGAUUCGCCGCCGCCUCGAUAUGGUGCCAAGUUCUGUGAGGGCCCAUCUGUGCAAUCGGAGAAAUGUAACCAGACCGCUGUGGACACCUGGGAUUGCAUAUAUGAAACGAGUGGAAACAUGCUGACCAAGUCGAAUGUCACCGAGGUGCAUCAAGAGAUUGGACCCGGUUGCCGCUGUGGCUGUAUCGUGCAUCUGGGCUCUACCAAGCCCAAGCGCAUGAUAGCCGGCGCCACGCAAAACUGUCCCGGACGUUCCUUUUGGCUCAUUCAGGUCGACGGUGAGGAGACUAUUUGGAUGCAGCUGAGCUUUUUACGACUGCCGUGCGGUACGCAGUAUAUUAAGGUGCGUGAUGGACCCUCGUUAUCUUCGACGCUGCUGGUGGAGCUCAAGGGAGACGGGGCCACAAUGGCCGACAUCAGGCGAGCCCCUGGUGAAGAUGGAAGUCAAGGCGGCCUUCCGUUAGCCGUCGAGUCCAGUGGAGCCCAGUUGUUGGUAGAAUUUUAUUCGGGUGACAUGACCGGAAAUUCAACAUCAAAUGCCGGCUACACAGCAGCUGCCUGCACCGGUGGUUUUAUGGCCAACGUAAAGCCGUUGGUGCCGAGAACCAUGAGCAAUGGCACCACAAUAUUGGCGUCUACGAGGCUGUCUGUUAAGAGUCGCAACGUGCUGCAAAAGAAAUCACUGGCCAAGGUGCGGUUUACUCUGGUGCAUCUUAGCGCUAUGGUCUUUGCCACUAUUAUAAUUAUAAUAAGCGCGCUCCUCGGUGCCCAGUAUAUGGUGCGGUAUCGCAAGUAUCAUCUGGCCGUGGCACGUCGUCAGGAUGAGGGUUCCCAGUUGCAUACACCACGCGAUUCGCUGAGCUCACUGCACGGACCGCCAUCACGGGCGAUUUCGACGACCACACUGCUCUCCGAGGUGAUUUAUCUGGUGAAGAUGCGACCCAAGCACAAGCUGCGCCACUCCAUACUGCGCGAGAGCGCCGAUGUGGAGAAUGUGCAUGUCAACGAAACGGAGUUCCAGGAUGAUGCUGUCAGGGAACAAGUGAGCAAAGGUGAGGAAGCACCGGGAUUUGGCAGCACUGCAUCCAUGAUGACCAUAAGGAAUGAGCACGCCUCAUUGACAUCCCUAUCGCCGGCAACGGACAGUCUCAGUCCCGUUGGAUCACCUUCGUCGGGUGAACCAGAGUUGCAGCGCAACGAGGAGGAGACGGGGCAAACAGUUAUUGUGCAGUCACCAGCAGAUCCUGCGAGCAGCAAGGACAGUGCCAAGGAUUCCGAAUCGAUCAUUUCCUCCGGCAUGAGUUCACUGUGCAAUAGUCCGCCUCUAAACAGCCAUCGGAUGAGCAAAUACUCGGAUCGCUACGAUGCAGUCACCCUGAAGCUACUCAGCUCCCGUCUAGACGAAAGUCUGCGUGAUGCCAGAUCUGUGCACUCUGGCUCCGGUUCCCUAUGCCUGGGUCGCAUGGGAUCGCGCAGUGUUAGCGCUUCUCUAACCAAUGGCUGCUAUUCUCCGGCAGCUAGCGUAGUCAGCACUGCCACCAUACGGACAACUAGCAAUCCGAAAGAGUCAAAGGAGAAACAGAAUCGCAGGAAGCUACUUGCGCGACCUGGUUCCGAGUUCUCGUUGGGUAAUCAGGAAGAGCUGGAGCUUGACUAUUAUGAUUACAAUGUGAUCAAUGCGGGUGCAGCUCCCGGCUCCUACUUGGGCAUGGAUCCAGCGUAUUGCAUUUGGAUACCACCGUUCGAGGAGACAGCGGAGCGCGAGGACGAGGAUAAAACACCAGAGCCAAUGUCCGUGCCCGAGGAGACAAAUCCCUCAUUUGCGGACACACAAAUGCCCAAAUAUGGGCAUUUAUAUCUGUCUCCAGCCGGCAAGUCCAAUACCACAGACAGCACUCCUAGCUCUGAGGAACGCUCCUUGCCCAGCAGCCAACAGCAGUCAAAGGCCACCUCACCCAGUGAGCCAAACCAGAAGAGUACUGCUCCUGCCAAGCAACCAACUCCCUUCAUGUCUCGCAAACAGCGUCGCCAGGCCAGACAGCAGUUCAGAUUAGCUUGUGCUGGUAAUGAGUCCGAAUCCGGCACCCUUCGCUCCAAACCGGCAGUGGACAUAGCGGAAGUGCACCAAAGUCUGAUCAAGGAUACAAAUCAAUCAAUGUCGGGCUCAUAUGUGGAGAAGGAAACGCUUGUGGAGAAGGGGUCGAGUGAUCUUCAAGACUACCUCGCUCUGGACGACAUACAAUUCGCGGAUGAAAGUGGCAGCGAUUACGAGGCAGCUACGCUAAAACAGCAAAUGGAUCACAGUGCAACCAAGACUCUUCUGGAUAAUGCAACAAGGACGAAAUCAAAAGAGGCUGCCGUCUAAGAAAUGGCUCUGUUUAGCAGUUUGUAAAUAAAUAAAUACAGAGGAGAAACAGUAUUUUGGAUUGAUCUAGGAGAGUAUGUGUUACGGGUAGAUACAUAUAUCAGCAAUACGAGUAUUAGACCACCAAUAGGUUAGUUUGAAGUGAUUGGAAAUAAUAUAGACUUAGGCUUAGGCACUUAAAUAAGAGAUUUCAAUUAAACUAGGUUCGAGUAAAGCUCAAUUAUAUAUGAACUUCAAAAGCAUUUAAAUUCAAUUCGAUGUAGCAUGUACAUACAUAU
This is a messenger RNA of Drosophila grimshawi, 4355 nucleotides long. RefSeq lists its product as uncharacterized. Gene Ontology annotation, cellular component: cell periphery. NCBI's taxonomy places the organism in Eukaryota, Metazoa, Arthropoda, Insecta, Diptera, Drosophilidae. The coding region runs from base 127 to 4077 and encodes 1316 amino acids. The record is from RefSeq and is a predicted model, not a curated record. The transcript has 9 exons.